Drosophila novamexicana is the source of this 1182-nucleotide messenger RNA. Its product is annotated as putative gustatory receptor 98a. NCBI's taxonomy places the organism in Eukaryota, Metazoa, Arthropoda, Insecta, Diptera, Drosophilidae. Gene Ontology annotation, cellular component: neuronal cell body; membrane; dendrite. Gene Ontology annotation, biological process: sensory perception of taste. The transcript is spliced from 3 exons. Bases 1 to 1182 code for a protein of 393 amino acids. The record is from RefSeq and is a predicted model, not a curated record.
AUGUGGCAUGCACCUGGAAAAUUACACGAAGCUUCUCUGCGCUGCAUGAGCCGCUUAAUGCAAUGCAUAUUGCUGGUGCCGCCACGCCCUCAUGUGCUGCUAAAGCUGCUCUACUCAAUUGGUUUGUUAAUUUAUCUGGCCUUUGUCUUGCGUUGGCGAUUUAGCUUCAACUACGGAGUUGUUUACGAUCGAAAUGAUAAGUUCUCACGUGUCGUCGACCUAUUGAACUUUGUGACAUUGACCAUCGCACACUGGAUAGUCGCAAUGGAAUUGAUCUGGAGAAAUCGCAGCGACGAGAUUGAGCAGCAGCUGGAACGAAUGCGGUACAUUCUGAGAGUCCAGUUCGGGCAUAAGGUAAACCUGGUCCGCUUGUGUCGCUAUUGCAAUACCAUCUACUGUCUAUUGCUAAUCUGCUGUCUGACCCUAUUUCUGCUGACUAUAUACAAUCACGUGGUCACGGAUACGGCGCUGUUGCUUUUCUACGCAAUUUACUCGGAGAUGGCGCUGCUAAUGCGGCUCAGCAAUUUUACGUUGUAUGCGGCACUGAUAUUGGUCUUCUAUGUGGAGCUGCGUGAGGUCAGUUUCAGGCUAAUCUUGGAGCUGGAUAAGACACGCUUUGAAGUGGGGUCUCUGCGGCGUUUAUCGCUGGAGCGUUUGGCCAUGGUGCAACAUCUGCACGGGCUGCUGUGGAAAACAGUGCGCUCCAUUGAACGAAACUUUGAGCUGAGCUUGGUGAUUGUGAUGCUAAAGUACUUUGUGGAUACCUCCGUGUUGCCCUAUUGGAUACUUGUCAAUAGGCACAACCAUAUAAAUAUUUCCACUACAUACUACUGCGCAACUGAGGAACUUUGCAAGCUUAUGGGCAUUUUUGUUGCCAGCCUCAUCUGUACUCGAUGCGCACUGCUGCAGCGUCAGCUUCGAUCCAUAUUCCAUGGCUUGGCCACAGAUCGUCAAAAUGCGCAGCUAAAUGCUGCUUUAUACCGUAUGUCCGGGCAGCUGGGUCAGGAGAGAUUUGAAUUUAGUGCGGGUGGCUUGAUGGUUAUCAAUAAUGAGACACUGGGAAAGUUUAUUUUUGGCAUGGUUACCUAUAUAAUAAUUUGUUUACAAUUUCGCUUGACUAUGAUAGGCAAAAGCCCUACGGAAGCCGUUGAGAAUUUCGUAACUGAUGCGCAGCUCCCAUAA